UUUCCACAAAGCCUGUGUGGAUCCAUGGCUUAGCGAGCACUGUACGUGUCCAAUGUGUAAACUGAACAUUUUGAAGGCACUGGGAAUUGUGCCAAACGUGCCAUGUACAGAUAACGUAGCCUUUGACAUGGAGAGGCUCGCCAGAGGCCAGCCAGCGAGCCGGCGCUCGGCGCUCGGCGACUUUGCCAAUGACAGCGCGCUCAGCCUGGAGCCCCUGCGCACCUCUGGGAUGUCACAGCUUCCACAGGACGGGGAGCUAACGCCAAGGUCGGGAGAGAUCAACAUUGCUGUGACAAAAGAAUGGUUUAUUAUUGCCAGUUUUGGCCUCCUCAGUGCCCUUACACUCUGCUACAUGAUCAUCAAAGCCACAGCUAGCUUGAAUGCUAAUGAAGCAGAAUGGUAUUGAAGAAACGCUUUCCGGCCGAUUGCCUUGGAGAGAGACACCUAUUUUUAUGCAUCAUUUAUCGAUCAUGCAGCACAAGCAAUUAUUUAGUACAUUCUAUUUUUUCAUAAAAUUUGCUGAUGCCAAAGCUUUGUAUUAAGGAAAAAGUGAAGAAAUAAAAAAAAAAAACUUUAAUUACGAAA
Phaethon lepturus (White-tailed tropicbird) is the source of this 585-nucleotide messenger RNA. Its product is annotated as E3 ubiquitin-protein ligase RNF130-like. The record is from RefSeq and is a predicted model, not a curated record. Bases 53 to 406 code for a protein of 117 amino acids. NCBI's taxonomy places the organism in Eukaryota, Metazoa, Chordata, Aves, Phaethontiformes, Phaethontidae. The transcript has 4 exons.